This is a messenger RNA of Ochotona curzoniae (black-lipped pika), 1461 nucleotides long. RefSeq names its product CKLF like MARVEL transmembrane domain containing 1 (gene CMTM1). The record is from RefSeq and is a predicted model, not a curated record. The transcript is spliced from 4 exons. Gene Ontology annotation, cellular component: membrane. Lineage: Eukaryota; Metazoa; Chordata; Mammalia; Lagomorpha; Ochotonidae. The coding region runs from base 319 to 1461 and encodes 380 amino acids.
UGGGACCACUGGGCUGGGGUCGGGUAUCCGAGCUCCUGGGCCUGAAUGCAUGGGCAGACAGCACUGGAUGGGGCCGUGGAGGCUCUUCCUUCCUGGCUGGCCUGCAGCACGGAGGUGUCGGGGCACACAGAUGGUAAGUUUCCUGGGAGCCGGAAGAGCAGAUUGCAAGGCUGUGCUUGUCCGCGGGUCAGCCAGAGUUGGGAGCGCGUGAGGGAGAGGCAGCCACAGCCGUUGGUGUGUGGCAGCGCUGGCUCCUGGGAGCUGGGAAAUCCAAGCUGGCUGCCACUACUCAGAGCUAGCCAGAUCCAGUGACCCAUCAUGGAUCCUGAAAAUACCAGUGAUGAGCUGUAUAGUUCCUCUCUUGACGACUUCCAAUACCCAGAAAAACCGGAACCUGUAGCACCCUCAACACGGGACGCCACUCUGGCACAUCCCACCUCAGAGACGAAUGCUGCUCACCCAACACACAAAGCUGCCUCUCAUCCUCCAAGGCGUGCGUUUUCUGUGUACAGCAAAGCCUCUCCUCAGCCUUCUCUUGUCGUGCGCCCGGUACCUCCAGCCCCUUCCAAACCUGCUCAACGUAGUCCAGCUCCUCCCACAGGCUCCAUGCGCCGUCCUGUGCGUCCAGCUCCUUCCGCAGGCUCCAUGCGUCGUCCUGUGCGUCCAGCUCCUUCCGCAGGCUCCAUGCGUCGUCCUGUGCGUCCAGCUCCUCCCGCAGGCUCCAUGCGUCGUCCUGUGCGUCCAGCUCCCGCCAUACCCCAAGUGCCUCCACGACAAGGGACUGACAAUAAGGCAAAUCCCGAGGCGUCCAUGGAAAGCCAGUAUGUGUGGCUCGCUGCAUACCAGGGAUCCAAGAAGGAGAUCCAAAAGCGUGCUAAGGGCCGGACCAAAGUGCCACAAAAAUUAACGGACAGCUUCAAGAAAUUUUUCUUCUCACCCACUGGAAUUCUGAAGCUCGUGAGAAUGGGUGUCAUCACGGCGGCAACCAUCUGCUUCUUCAAGGCCAACGCCCCCGAGUCUUACAUAGGGAUCGCCAUUCUGGAAGCCUUCAUCGUCAUCUUCUUUAUUCUAAUAUAUCUGCUGUCCCUCCAAUACCUGCUGACUUACAUACACUGGCCCUUACUUGAUCUUAUCAAUAGUAUCAUUUCUGCUCUGUUCCUUUUAAUGGUUGGCCUGCUGGUGAUGGAAGAGAAGAAGAGAAGACACCUGCUCUUUAUUGGAGGGACACUGUGUGUCACAGCGGCAGUCCUGUGCGUAAUUGAUGCGCUGAUGGUCACCAAGAGGACGAGGGACGACAUAAAGAGACUCCUAGGGGCCAACGAGGCAACCCGGCACACGCUGUACAAAGCGCCCCACCCAAACACGCGUGCAAGACAGAGCGACGGUCAGCACCUGCUCCUUAGUGGGCCCAAGCGCACGCGCGCGCAGUCGUCGUCUGUCACCAUUCGGUCUCACCUGUGA